ACAGCUCUACUCUCAUCCGCUCCAUCGCUGAUCAUCGCGGCCAUCCUGGCUCUGACCUCUAUCUACCACAGCUGGAGCUGCGGUCCACAAACACCACGAGUCCAGAUGUCUUCCUACGUGUCCUCCGAGUCCCGCCGGGUCAGCCCCUCUGUCCACGGCAACAAGUUCGCCACGGCGCACCGUAAGAAGGCCGCGGCCAACAUCUUCGAGAACGUGAACCAGGACGCCGUGAUGAGGCUCUUCCAGAAAACCGGAGACAUGAAGGCGGAGGAGAGGGUGCGGAGCAUCUUCUCCUACACGCAGGACCCGGAGGAGACGGCCCGGGCCCUGAUGGCGCUGAAGCAGCGGAAGAAGGACAAGUUCCUGCGCAUCGCGGGGAUGCUGCGGCAGCUGCUGAAGCUGCGCUGACCUCCGGCUCCGGAGCCUGGUCUCUACAUGUCGGCUCUGACCGGAGCCGAGUGAGGAACAAUCCCGAUGGGACUCCGCAUGGAGGGCGGCGUCAGGCGCCCAGAGGAGCGCGCGCCGCGCCGUGCCGCGCGGAGGAGCAGCCGCUGCGCCCCGGAUGGAGGAGCUGCAAGCAGGAGCUCUGCUGAGGGCUGAUGGAGCAGCAUGUCUGAGGGGACAGAGCAGGGCUGUGCAGCCUGCAGGAGGAGCAGCAUCCCGCGGAUGCUGCGGAGCAUCACAGCCGCACUGGGACACUUCAUGGUGCCAAGAACCUGAAAGACUGAAAACAGCUUUUCUUUGCUCUCAGCUUCACUGUAUGAAAGCCACCGGUCUGUGGCCACAAUGUCAAACUUUUAUACUUUGGUAACAUUCCUUUGAAAAACAAAAUAAAUGUUUG
Molecule: messenger RNA, 841 nt
Organism: Cyprinodon variegatus (sheepshead minnow)
Lineage: Eukaryota; Metazoa; Chordata; Actinopteri; Cyprinodontiformes; Cyprinodontidae
Gene: tcima
Product: protein C8orf4 homolog
Exons: 1
Coding region: 106-408 (100 amino acids)
Biological process (GO): negative regulation of Notch signaling pathway; endothelial cell activation involved in immune response
Cellular component (GO): nucleus; cytosol
Molecular function (GO): Notch binding
Source: RefSeq, a predicted model, not a curated record